This is a messenger RNA of Guillardia theta CCMP2712, 5274 nucleotides long. RefSeq lists its product as hypothetical. The record is from RefSeq and is a predicted model, not a curated record. NCBI's taxonomy places the organism in Eukaryota, Cryptophyceae, Pyrenomonadales, Geminigeraceae. The transcript is spliced from 10 exons. Gene Ontology annotation, molecular function: protein binding. The coding region runs from base 1 to 5274 and encodes 1757 amino acids.
AUGAGAGGUCUUGCGGUCCUCGCAUACGCGUCGCUCCUUCAGCUUGCAUGGCUCGUGCUCCUGGCGCAAGGGUUGAGCUGCCCAGCAGGCAGCGAACCCCUCCUCUCCUCGGAGUUGGUGCAGCUAGUCAAAGAGUGCAACCUGACGUCGCAGUCACCCUGCUCUCUGCAUUUCCCAGCUCUGACCUUGUCCGACACCUCCGAGCUCAACGUCUCCAUCUACAUUUCCCCGCAUAACGCCAGUGGUUACUUCCUCGCUGCCUCCUUUUCCAUGUUCGCCUUCACCGAGAAGCUGUCUCGCGACUACCUCGGGAGCAACUGCACUGAGUUUGACGUCUACACGUGGAUCACCAAGACUUCUGACAUUGCGCCCAACUCAGAGUUGAGCAUAAGGAUCAACGGGUCGAGCAGCAACACAAGCUCCUGCCCCUCCCUCCUUGCACGAGUUCAAGUCAGCUACACGCCUGCCUGCCGCCCCUGCGCCCAAGGGAGCUAUGCCGGCGUGAAUUCCUCAUCCUGCGAAGCUUGUCCUGCCCUAUCUACCUCCCCCGGCGGCAGUAUUGCGCUAGACAACUGUACCUGCCAGGCAGGAUACACGGGCAAAAACAUCAGCGACUGCCAGGGUUGCCCGGCAGGACAGUUCAAGGGCUUGAUGGGCUUCCAGGCCUGUGAUGACUGCCCCGUGGGAACCUACUCGCAGCUGGAGGGCAGCUCGGCGUGUACCAACUGCCCGAUGGGGAUGACGUCGGUGGGAGGCACCAGCAGCUGCAUCUGUGCUGGGGGUUACGUGUUUGAAGCUGCCUUCCGAUGCUUUCCUUGUCCAGCAGGCUCGUUCAAGAACGCGACGGGCAAUGGAACGUGCUCGGUCUGCGGGGACGGCACUUAUGCCUCCAGCAACGGGACGGUCGUCUGUCUCUCCUGCCCCAAGGGAUCGUACCGAGAGAAACCCCCCCAACUACACGGAGACGGACGCAGUGAACUGUCAGGACUGCUUCCCACACAGCUCGACGGCUGCAAUGGGGAGCUUAACGAUCGACUCUUGCAACCUGGCAUGACGACCUGUGCGCCGUGUGACCCCGGUUACUUCUCUCACAUUGCGAGCUCGGAGUGCACGGCCGACGUGGUGGACGUGCUGGUGGAAGUCUUCGUCUCGGGGGACGUGGACGCCUUCACGCUCGACCUCCAGAGCAACCUGACGCAGGUUCUCUCCUCCCUGUUCCUCCUCCCCCUCGACCUCGUUUACUUCGUCUCCUCGGCGCUGGUGGGGGGAACUCAGUCCAACAACCUGGUCGAGCAGGGCAACGUCACAGUCUCCAACGCCUCCAACGCCACUGAAUUGUCAAACUCGACCAACUCAUCCAACACCACAGAUUCCUUCAACUCCUCCGAUAUAUUGUCCACCCCUCCCUCCACAACCCCCUUGCCCUCUUCCUCCUCCUCUCCCGUCGUCAAGGCCACCUGGAGGGUCAUGGCAGCACGCAGCUUCUUCGCAUCGUUACUCCAGACCUUCGACCGCCAGCAGUUCCUGCGCGACUUCAACGCGUCUCAUGUCCUCAACAUCGUCUUCACCGAGCGGUGUGGAGCAGGCAGGCAGAGGAAUGCGACGGGCAGCUGCGAAGCUUGUCCUGUCGGCACCUUCAAGAACGCCUCCGACGACUCCCAGUGCUUUCCUUGCCGGUCUAACGCGAGCACAGCAGGAGAGGGGGUCAUACUAAGCACAGACUGCCUGUGCCUCCCCGGGUACAAGUUCGUGAGUUUCGACUCUCCCUGCGAGCCUUGCAGUCCGGGCUCCUACUCCAACACCCUUGCCAACCAGGAUUGCCAGCUCUGUGCUGCCAACACCUACAACAGCAAGCUGGCGUCUACCUCCUGCACCGCCUGCCCUCCGAGGUCUGUGUCAGGGGAGGGAAGCCCUUCCAUCUCCUCCUGCCUCUGUGUUCCUGGUUACCGUCCGGACUCGACAGCAAGCUCCUUCUCCUGCAGGAUGUGCCCCGUCAACACGUACAAGAACUUCACGGGCAACACAGAGUGCGUGUCCUGCCCGCCGCACUCCGUCUCUUCCAUGCGCACUGUCGACAUCAAGUACUGCCGGUGUGACUUCGGGUAUACAGGGCCCAACACCAACUGCACCCCCUGCCCUGCAGGAACUUACAAGGAGUAUCCGGGGCCAUACCGAUCCCUGAUCUCCAGGUGCAUACCAGGAUACGGCAGUAAUCUUUCCUCCACCUGCUCACUCUGCCCCAUCGGCACCUACAAGUUCUUCGUCGCUACCGUCGAAUGCCUCACGUGCCCUGGAAACUUCUCCACCCACCAGAUCGGUUCAACCUCGUGCGAGUGCUCACCUGGCUUCCAACUGGAGGGCGGCAACUGCACGCGCUGCCCUCAGGGUACUUGGAAGAACUACACUGGCAACGAGACUUGCUCCUCCUGCCCCCCUGACUCCUCCACCGUCCCUGGGGCUGUAGAGAUCACAGACUGUAUCUGUAACGCUGGCUACGAAUGGGUGGACAACGGAUGCAGUUUCUGUUCUUUCGGAAAGAUUCGGAAAGAUCUUUCCUGGUCCUCUUGCCAGCCCUGCCCUCCAGGACGCUCGUCCAAUGCGGACCGAACCGUCUGCACCUUCACCGGCUGCGCUCAGGGCGAGUGGUGGAAAAACUGCUCUGAGUACGAGAACGCCGCCUGCAUGCCUUGCACUUCCCUUCAGCCCUGCCCCAACGGCUUCUACUGGGACUCCUGCCAGGCAUGGGACGACGCGCAGUGCCGUCCAUGUACCAACAGCAAGCCUCUCAAUGCUCACUUCACUCGUCCUGGACUCCCUGCCGCCCCAACCUCCUGUCCCUCCUGGGCCUGCGACCAGGGAUACGAGGAGAUUGGAGGAGACUGUGUCGCCUGCCCUAGCGGCAAGUACAGCAACCGGGGACAGCCCUCGUGCUCUUCGUGUCCUGGGGAUACAGACUCUCUCCUCCCCGGUCAAGGUUUCUGUAGAGCUUGCAAGACAGGCUUCUACAUCGAGUCUUUCGGCAUGGACGGUCACGCUAUCUGCACCCCCUGCCCCGACAACUCAACCACAAGUCCCAACCAGAACAUCUACAGCUUCUCUACCUGCCAUUGCAGCAGAGGUUACAUGGGCUUCAGCUGGAAGUGCCAGCCAUGCCAGCCGGGCACAUACAAGCCCAACGUCACAGGGUCAACAGAUCUCCAGCUAUACUACAGCGGCUUCCAGCUGCUGGACCUCUGCGUCAAGUGCCCUCCCAUGACCUUCAACGACCUUCCGGGUCAGUCCAGCGCCUCCUCCUGCCUCCCCUGCCUCCCUGGCUCCACAGCUCCAGAGGGUUCAGCGAGCUGCUCCUGCCCAGCUGGGCAGUACGACACAGACCCAACCGGUCAGGCCUCUUGCCUGCCCUGCCCGUCAAACACCUUCAACGACCACGCUGGUCAGCUCGGCGUCAGCUCGUGCCUUCCCUGCCCGAACAACUCCUACUCCGCCGAGGGGCAGGUUGCCUGCUUCUGUAACUACGGUUACUUCUCGGCUGGUCAGUGCCUGGGUUGCCCAGCUGGGAAGUACAAGCAGGAUGUUGGGUGCUUCGACUGCCCAGCGUUCGCCACCUCCAACGAAGGGAGCGUGAGCUCGAGCCAGUGCUUCUGCCGGGGAGGAUACUACGGCUCGCCCUCCUCCUCCUGCCUGAUCUGCCCGCUCAAUACUACCUCGCUCCCCGGGGCAGCAGCCACACUCUCCGACUGCAUCUGUGAGGAGGGCUACUACGGCUCCAACACCGACUGCGUCCAGUGCCCCUUGUUGUCAAAAUCUCCGGCUGGCAGCACCGUCCUGUCAAGCUGCACGUGCGUCCCAGGAUCGGCCGGAGACCCCGGCAGGAACAUCAGCUGCAAGCUCUGCUCCGCGGUAGACCCCAACUCGUACAGCUGGGAGUCUUCCUUCAACUGCUCCUGCAACGCUGGAUACUACGGCUCCUUCGUCUUCGUGGAGGACAGAGUCCAGGUCAACUGCUCGCUCUGCCCACAAGGCACCUACAGCUCUACUCCAGCAGUCACCCACUGCACGUCAUGUCCCAGCAACAAGACUUCUCAGCUCGGUAGCACCAGCUUGAGCGCCUGCACCUGCCCCACAGGGACCGUGGAGGCCAGCGGCGAGUGCGUCGUGACCCAACGCCGGCUCUUGGCGUCCUCGGACGAGGUUUCCUGUCCUCCCAACUCCUCGCAGACGAUGUCGGGCUCCUGUCUCUGCGACCCGGGCCACUUCAGCAGCAGCGGAGCCCCGCCCUGCUCGCCCUGCAUGGAGGGGACGGUGACCAAGUUCGCGGGGUCAAGCAGCUGCGCCUCAUGCCCAGCUGGCUCGAUCUCCAUCCAAGACAGAACAAGCUGCGUGUGCCCGGUGGGACAAUACGGACAGGCCGGCUCCUGCGUUCGCUGCCCGUCAGGCAUGCUAGCGGUAGCAGGAAGCGACGAGGCGUCGGACUGCGAGUGUGAGGAAGGGUUCUACCUCCAUGAGGAGGAGGAGGCAUGCAGGCGUUGUCCGGAAGGGUCCAGCUCGAGGAGAGGAAGCGUCGGGCUCGGCGGCUGCGCUUGUGUCCGUGGCUACUUCGGGAGGCCAUGGGAGGGACGAGGCUGCUCAGCCUGCCCGGCGAACGCGUCCUCGGAGGAGAACUCGACGACGGCACAGGAGUGCUUCUGCUCAGCUGGCUUCUACGCAGGGGUGGGAGAGGAUCUGAGCUGCAGUCGCUGCCCUCCUCGCUCCUUCUCCCUACCUGGCAGUCGCUCGAUAUCCAACUGCAUGUGCGACGAGGGCUUCUACGGCAACCUCUCCGCACACCAGGACUGCUCCCCGUGCCCGGCCAACUCGCUGGCGGUCGGCAGUCGCCUCCUCCUUUCCGACUGCCUCUGCAUGGAGGGCUACUUCUCCGUCCCCAGCGGUCGCUGCCUCGCCUGCCCCGCCAACGCGCUCUCGAGCCUCGGCAGCCGCUCUAUCUUCGACUGCACGUGCAACGCCGGGUACUACGGUACCCCUGGAGUUCUCUCAUCCCCCCCGACCUGCAAGGCCUGCCCAGCUGGAAAGUACAGCUGGGGUCCAGUCCGGCUGACGGAGGACUCCUGCUUGUCCUGUCCUGCCCACUCGAUGUCGAACUCAAGCAGCCUUUCACGGGAGGACUGCAAGUGCGCUAGUGGGUACUGCAGGGGGGAGGGAGAGAGCUGGGAAUGUACACCCUGCUCCUGCCCUGCUGGACUCGACGGCAAGAUGUGCCUGCUGAGGGAGCUGUGA